AUGAAAACAUUAGCAAGACUCGUUCUGGGACUUGUCAUCUUGGAUGCUGCUGUGACCGCCCCAACUCUAGAAUCCAUCAACUAUGACUCAGAAACCUAUGAUGCCACCUUAGAAGACCUGGAUAAUCUAUACAACUAUGAAAACAUACCAAUGGGUCAAGCUGAGAUUGAAAUAGCGACAGCGAUACCUUCGGGGAACAGAGAGCUCCUCACCCCGCCACUACAGCCAAAGGAUGCUGAAGAGGAAGAGGAAGAGGAGUCCACCCCCAGACUGAUUGAUGGCUCUUCUCCACAGGAGCCUGAAUUCCCUGGGGUUCUGGGCCCACACACCAAUGAAGACUUUCCAACCUGCCUUCUGUGUACUUGUAUAAGUACCACUGUAUACUGUGAUGACCAUGAACUUGAUGCUAUUCCUCCGCUGCCCAAGAACACUGCUUAUUUCUAUUCCCGCUUUAACAGAAUUAAAAAGAUCAACAGAAAUGAUUUUGCAAGCCUAAAUGAUCUAAGGAAGAUUGAUCUGACGUCAAAUUUAAUAUCUGAGAUUGAUGAAGAUGCAUUCAGAAAGCUACCUCGACUCCGAGAGCUUGUCCUGCGUGACAACAAGAUAAGGCAGCUCCCAGAAUUGCCAACCACUUUAACAUUUAUUGAUAUUAGCAACAAUAGACUUGGAAGGAAAGGAAUAAAGCAAGAAGCAUUUAAAGAUAUGUAUGAUCUCCAUCAUCUCUACCUCUCCGAUAACAACUUGGAACACAUCCCUCUGCCACUCCCAGAAAAUCUACGGGCCCUUCACCUCCAGAAUAACAACAUUCUGGAGAUGCGUGAAGAUACCUUCUGCAAUGUUAAAAAUUUGACUUAUAUUCGUAAGGCACUAGAGGAUAUUCGAUUGGAUGGAAACCCUAUCAAUCUCAGCAAAACUCCUCAAGCCUACAUAUGCCUACCUCGUUUGCCUAUUGGGAAUCUUGUCUAA
Globicephala melas (long-finned pilot whale) is the source of this 966-nucleotide messenger RNA. RefSeq names its product epiphycan (gene EPYC). Gene Ontology annotation, molecular function: protein binding. The record is from RefSeq and is a predicted model, not a curated record. Gene Ontology annotation, biological process: articular cartilage development; bone development. Lineage: Eukaryota; Metazoa; Chordata; Mammalia; Artiodactyla; Delphinidae. Gene Ontology annotation, cellular component: extracellular matrix.